AGUAUUAUAGCAAAACGUCAAAGCUUAUCAAGAUGUAGGUUAUAUUUCCUUUUCGGUGCGUUGUUAAGCUAUGCCAGUUCCAAUACACAAUGGACAAUGGACAUACUUAGAUUCAACAGUCGCGCUUCUCGCUUGAUUUAUCUACUCUCUCUUUUAACAAACAUUUAUCAUGACAUUGUAUCGGCGGUCGAAGGGUGCCCAUGCCCCCCUCUCAAAAACAAAACUAAGCCAUUCCAUCAAAUGCAGAGUUACCCUCGGGGUCACAAGUUCUUCUAUGCCUGCAUUGAUGGCUAUGUGAGGAAAGCUGGGACUUCUUCCAUGACUCGGUGCACAGAUGUAUCUGGAAGCAAGCUACAGUGGGAUAAUAUCAGCGGGACAACUUCAUUCAUAUGCAUACCUGAUCCAAAGAGAAAGAAGACACCUGAAGCUGAUCCAAAGAGAAAGAAGACACCUGAAGUUAACGACACACAGAAACCAGAUGAGAGGCACAGCAGCACCGUACCCGUUGGGAACGACACACAGAAACAAGAUGAGAGGCACAGCAGCACCGUACCCAUUGGUUUGGGCAGUGGUGUCGGCGUGCUCCUUCUCAUCGCUGUAACAGUGGGAGUUGCUCUGAUGCUGCAAAGGCAAUGCUUCAGUAGAUCGAGGUCUGCAGAUGUGCCAACAUCGAUAGUGGAACAUGUGCCUCUACAACCCAGAGAAAUACACCAGCCAAAGCAAGAACAACCCAGGUCUAGCACAACAUGACCACUGCAGACAACAAGAUCAAAAUAAAUGGACUGCGUUUAUCACAGAUGCUUCAAAGAUGAUCAGAAACAUGAUGGCAGUGGAUUCAUAGCACACUUCAAUCAGGAGGAUGUCAGUUCCUUCUGUACUGCACUUUUUAAUGUCUUUCUUCUUACCUAAAAUGCAUGUUAUAACUUAUAUAAUAACUAUAUUAUAAAAUAACUUUUGGGUGCUUUCUAAAAUGCUGUUUCCAUAUCAACAACCCAAGCAAGCUUUGAAUAUCUAGGGAAGUAAAUGUUUGGACCACAACCUGCUAUAAUCCAAAUGCUGCCAAUCCAAGAUGCCUAAACAAAGUAUAAAGUAGUCCCAGAGUACUAAUUCUGGGAGGAACAGGGCUGCAGCAGUGCACAGCAGCCUUAUACAACUCUGUUUCUAUGAUCACCAAAACAUUUUUUUAAAUAUUUAUUUUGGUUAAUACCAGUUUUUAAAAAAAGCCCCUUCUACAUUUCAGACAUGCAUUGAGUAAAAUGAACUGGGGGUUAGGUGUCUUGCUCAAGGACACUUCGACACACCCAGGGUGGGAUUGAACCGGCAACCCUCUGACUGCCAGACGACUGCUGUUACCACCUUGUAGUGUCACCACUUCCUGCAUCUCAUUGACAGUAGUGACAGUUGAAAAAUGAAUACCGGCACACAGAUAACAAAUGCACAUCUUUCAUUUGAUGGGAGGAGAGCAGAUCUCCUAUGUUCCUUGUGUCUCUCAUUCAAGCAGCUUACAUUGAUUAACUCCAUACAAGAGCAAUACCAAUAUGCCUUGGUAAAUGGUAAAUGGUUGGCAUUUAUAUUGCGCCUUUAUCCAAAGCGCUGUACAAUUGAUGCUUCUCAUUCACCCAUUCAUACACACACUCACACACUAACGGCGAUUGGCUGCUCGUUAGGAGCAAAUAGGGGUUAGGUGUCUUGCUCAGGGACACUUCGACACAGCCCAGGCAGGGGAUCAAACCGGCAACCCUCCGACUGCCAGACAACUGACAGACGACUGCUCUUACUGCCUGAGCCAUGUCGCCUUACAUUGGACUGCAUAACUGUACAUAGCUUGCAUAUCAAAUAGUCAAAUUGAAAUAAAUCAAAUAAUAAACCAAA
Molecule: messenger RNA, 1872 nt
Organism: Conger conger (European conger)
Lineage: Eukaryota; Metazoa; Chordata; Actinopteri; Anguilliformes; Congridae
Gene: il15ra
Product: interleukin 15 receptor subunit alpha
Exons: 8
Coding region: 97-750 (217 amino acids)
Biological process (GO): interleukin-15-mediated signaling pathway
Cellular component (GO): plasma membrane
Molecular function (GO): interleukin-15 receptor activity
Source: RefSeq, a predicted model, not a curated record